Molecule: messenger RNA, 417 nt
Organism: Ilex paraguariensis (yerba mate)
Lineage: Eukaryota; Viridiplantae; Streptophyta; Magnoliopsida; Aquifoliales; Aquifoliaceae
Source: the annotation of a GenBank genome assembly
AUGGAUAGAUCAGCCUAUGAUCCAGAUGAGAUUGAGGAGGAACAAAGGGAGAGGGAUCAAAAGAACAAAAUCAACAUGGACUUCCAGAAUUUCGUGAACCGGGUAAAUGAUCUCUGGGGCCAGCCUCAAUAUAAAGGACUUGAUCUGGAGUUUGAUCAGCCUUGUAGGGAACUCGGCUUUCUUGGGGUGCCGUACAAAGCUUCCGUUUUCAUCGUCCCAACUUCAACCUGCCUGGUUGAGCUGAUAGAGAGACCUUUCCUCGUUAUCACUCUAAGUAAGAUUGAUAUUGUCUAUGUAGAGGGGGUUGGUCUUGGACAGAAAAAUUGUGACAUGGCAAAUGUUUUCAAAGACUUCAAGGGUGAUAUGCUUCGUAUUGAUUCUAUUCCUUCCACAUCACUUGGUGGCAUCAAGGAAUGA